GAGAAAGCAUUUGCACCGGAAACGGCGGCAAAAUAUAUGUAUCAAUUAACGUCAGCUUUAGCGUACUGCCAUCAAAAGAAGGUGAUACACAGGGAUAUGAAGCCUGAGAAUGUGUUAAUCAGUGCAAACGGGGACUUGAAAAUAGCUGAUUUUGGAUGGUCGGUACACGAACCCUCAUCAAAAAGAAGUACAGUUUGCGGUACGCCAGAUUAUUUACCUCCAGAAAUGAUCUCAGAUAGGGAGCAUGACAGCAAAGUGGAUAACUGGUCGCUCGGCGUUAUGCUGUAUGAAUUUCUUGUUGGCAAACCUACUUUUGAAGCUGAGGUAAGUUACUGA
Messenger RNA from Gongylonema pulchrum, 336 nucleotides. Lineage: Eukaryota; Metazoa; Nematoda; Chromadorea; Rhabditida; Gongylonematidae. The record is from the annotation of a GenBank genome assembly.